Messenger RNA from Dioscorea cayenensis subsp. rotundata (Guinea yam), 1483 nucleotides. Its product is annotated as L-2-hydroxyglutarate dehydrogenase, mitochondrial. Gene Ontology annotation, molecular function: (S)-2-hydroxy-acid oxidase activity; (S)-2-hydroxyglutarate dehydrogenase activity. Gene Ontology annotation, cellular component: mitochondrion. The record is from RefSeq and is a predicted model, not a curated record. Bases 33 to 1295 code for a protein of 420 amino acids. The transcript is spliced from 5 exons. NCBI's taxonomy places the organism in Eukaryota, Viridiplantae, Streptophyta, Magnoliopsida, Dioscoreales, Dioscoreaceae.
UUACGAGUACAUUGAGAGAAGUGGCAAGUCUGAUGGUGGGAAGGGCAAUUGGAAGCUUCGGAAAGGCCCUUGGGGAUAGGAGAUGGAAGGCUUUUGGUGCGGGAUUGGAGGGAAUCUCCAAGGAGAAGGUGGAUGUGGUUGUCAUUGGCGCUGGAGUUGUAGGGCUGGCUGUGGCGAGGGAAAUGGCUCUCAAGGGCCGUGAUGUUUUAGUUGUGGAAUCGGCUUCCACCUUUGGGACUGGGACUAGUUCUCGCAACAGUGAGGUGAUUCAUGCUGGAAUUUACUACCCUCCCAAUUCAUUAAAGGCAAGGUUUUGUGUAAAAGGUAGAGAAUUGCUUUACCGAUACUGUGCUGAUCGACAAAUUCCGCAUCAACAAAUUGGUAAACUUAUAGUUGCUACAAGGGUUUCAGAAGUUCCAAAAUUGAGUAUUCUGCUAAGAUGCGGGACAGAUAAUGGAGUCAAGGGACUGAGAAUGAUGGAGGGAUCUGAAGCUAUGCGAAUGGAACCUAAACUUCAUUGUGUGAAAGCCUUGUUGUCUCCUUGUUCUGGGAUAGUUGAUUCUCACUCAUUCAUGCUUUCUUUGGCGGGGGAGGCUGAGAAUGCUCGAGCUAUUUUUUCUUAUAAUAGUACUGUUUUAGGGGGUCAUGUUGAAGAUAAUCAUUUGCAUCUCCACAUUUCAGAAAGUAAGGACCUUGAAAAUCAUGAUGAUGCAUCUCCUUUGUUGCCUCAGCUUGUUCUGAUCCCCAAGCUCGUGAUUAAUUCAGCUGGAUUAAGUGCUCUUCCUCUUGCAAAAAGAUUUUGUGGUCUGGACCAUAAUGUUAUUCCUGCUGCUUAUUAUGCACGCGGGUGCUACUUCACUCUAUCUAAAACCAAAAAUCCUCCUUUCAGUCAUCUGAUUUAUCCAAUCCCUGAAGAUGGUGGUCUUGGUGUGCAUGUUACCUUGGACUUGAAUGGUCUGAUCAAGUUUGGGCCUGAUGUCGAAUGGAUUGAUGGUGUAGAUGAUAUAAGUUUCUUUAAUAGGUUUGAUUACUCUGUCAACCCUGAUCGUGUGAAUAGGUUCUAUCCAGAGAUAAGAAAGUACUUCCCUGAUCUGAAGGAUGGGUCUCUAGACCCAGGAUAUUCAGGGAUUCGACCAAAACUUUCUGGACCCAAACAACCACAGAUGGACUUUGUUAUACAGGAUGAAAGAAAUCAUGGCAUUCCUGGACUUGUUAAUUUGUUUGGCAUAGAAUCUCCAGGCCUAACUUCAAGCUUGGCAAUUGGGGAGUACAUUACAGCCAAGUUCCCUGGAUGACAUUUUCUUUUUGAAGAACAAUAUUCCUGCUUGACAAGGAAAUAUGUUGCUCUUUUGGUUUCAGAAUACACGGGUCUGGUUCUACAUGAAAUGAAGUUGAAUCUCUUUGUAUGAACCAUAUGUUUGAGUGUUAGAAUGAUAAAUAAGCAUCAUGUGAUCAAAUAAAUCAGCUUGUCCUGUUUUGAUGA